Papaver somniferum (opium poppy) is the source of this 1326-nucleotide messenger RNA. RefSeq lists its product as uncharacterized. The transcript has 3 exons. Lineage: Eukaryota; Viridiplantae; Streptophyta; Magnoliopsida; Ranunculales; Papaveraceae. The coding region runs from base 84 to 1223 and encodes 379 amino acids. The record is from RefSeq and is a predicted model, not a curated record.
AAUCAAUCAAAGAGCCAUAAAAUAUACGGAAAAAUAUACUCCAUAUUUUACUCUAUUGAGAAACCUUAUUCUAAAGAAGAAAAAUGGGUGAUCAUAAGAUAGUUGAAGAAGAUCAUCAUAGUCGUAGUGAUCAGAUUUUGCUUCUUACAUAUCCUUCGUCGGCAGUGUACUAUGUUCAAAGCCCAUCAGACCAUAGUACUAAUACUGAUUGCAGAAACAAUGAGUUAGCUUUCGUAAGUUCUCCUUAUGGAUCUGAUGAUAAGUAUACCUCAACCAAUGCUCGUAAUUCAGUCCACGGCCAAGAUGUGUCUCGAUCCUUACUCUCACGUUAUUCGUCUUCUCGUGGCUCGAAUAAUUCUUUCGUACAUGAGAAAAAGAUUACGUACGGAGCUAACGAAGACUUUCAUGAGAAGAGUAUUGGUAUGGAUGAGAUAGAUGAAGAUGAUGAUGAUCCGUGUUUAGUACUCUGCGAAAAGAAACAAAAAGAUCAACAUCAUCACGAAGAAAGAAAAUGUUGUGAGAUCGAAAAUGAUUUUUAUGACGAUGAUGAUUUUUAUGAAGAUGGCCGGAGAACUGGAUUUUGGAGACUGUUCUCGUUUGGUACAUACAGAUCAUGUUGGUGGACUUUGAUUCAAAUAUUCUGGAGAAGUUUAGUGAGUUUUGGAGUUGCAUUGCUUGUUUUCUACUUAGCUACUAAACCUCCUACACCAAAAAUAUCUAUCAAGGUGGCCAGGAUUCCAAACUUUCUUUUGAGUGAGGGUGUGGAUGCAUCUGGUGUGACCACAAAAAUCCUCAAUUGUAACUGUUCACUGGCCUUGGAAGUCGACAACAGGUCAAAACUCUUUGGUCUUCAUAUCCAUCCUUCCACCAUCCGAAUGUCCUUUGGUCCUCUCAUUUUCGCGACGUCAAGGCCUACAACCAAGGAUUUUAAAUUAUAUGCAGCAGAUGCUACAUUAACAAAGUUCAAACUAUAUAUUGGAGCAAAGAAUAAAGCGAUGUAUGGAGCUGGGCGAAGCAUGCAAGACAUGCUUGAAUCUGGAAAAGGAUUGCCAUUGGUGAUUAAAAUAAACUUAAGAUCUAAUUUUAAUGUUGUAUGGAACUAUGUUAAACCUAAGUUUAGUCAUUAUGCAGAGUGUUAUUUAUUAGUGCAUGGUUCUUAUGAUAAACAACAUCGAACUCAAGCUUAUAAUAACUACUGUAAAACUAUAACUACCACUCUGUGAUUAUUUUUACAUGUACCUCAGGAUAUGAUAGAAGACAUUAUUGUCAAUUAUGAAUGUUAUAUAUACUAUGAAUUACUUUUAAAUCGUAAAAAUUUAGUUAUAA